AUGGGAGGCUAUCCGAGUGCACUUUCCAAUGGGAAAAAGACGAGUGAGAGUGUAUCGAUAGGGACUGGAAUAAGUGUGUAUUUGGAUAAUCAAUCAUCUACAUCAUCUAGUAAUAGACCUAAUUCAUCAACAAACAAUUCAAGAAGUCAAAGUGACCCGAACAUUUCAAGAAAAGGAACGUAUAAAGCUACAGAGUCUAACAGAAGAAGCUUACUCUUGAAAACAUCGGAUGAGGAAUUAGCAAGAAACGAGGAUGAUGAUAUCAAGACGGAUGUUUUCUCAUCAGAACCAGAAAAUCGAUACGCACAAUUUAAGGUUCUCCAAGAAUCACUUCCUAAAACCAACCUUUCACCAAAGACACCACUCAUUGCCCUAGACUCUUCAAACAGUCAAACCUCAUAUCACAAAAGAACUCCAAUGGUUCAAAAGGAAGAAUCCUAUUCUCCAAGUGGUUCAUCGUCUCGAAGCAGAAAAAUCAUCAUUGAGGAAAGACCAUUCUCACCUUCUAAUAACCCAAUUACCAUUUCCUCCCCUAAAAAUCAAGCAGCAAUUCCAGAUCCUCAGGGAUUAACUAUUGGCGUUCCUCUAAAUCAUUCCACUUCUGUGAGAAUUGGAAAGAAGAAAACUCAAAGCUCAGAAAUUGAUGCUAUACUUAACCCUAAUUCUGAAUUCCAAAUGAAGAAAAUUGACCCUUUUGCCAUUCCACAACACAGAAAUCAAAGAUAUGACAACAAGCCAUCCGAAAAGAAUGCUAAAGACUUGAAAAAGAAAACAACAGAUCCGAAUACUAAAAUGGCCAACGAUGUCGAUAACUUCAUUAACCUUAUGCUUAGUAAAGACGCGGAGGAACCAGAACAGAAUAUCAACGAUUUGAGAGAAGUGUCGUUACCAACUAAUCCAGCUCACCUUACUCCUGUGACAUACCAUGGUGGAGCUAAUAGAAGAAGAAAAAGUACAACUACUGAGGAUGUAGACGAUAUUGAAAAACAGUUAGAAGCUCUGAAAAGAUCUAGAUCCACAUUCUCAACCAAUAAGAGGAAAGAUGUUCAACCUGUAAAUAACCCAAUGAUUGUAGUUGUAGGAGGAGAUCACACUCUGACAAAGGACAAAUCUCUGUAUAAUGUUGGAGGAAUAAUUUCUGAAAAGAAGAAGAUGGAAUCAGCAAAAAGAAAAACGAGGAAUAGAAGAAAGUCCUUCACAAUGGACCUCGAUAAUGAAGAUGAAAGUGUUGGUGACGAAAGAGAUGAAUUUAAUUUUGAGCUUGAAACUGAGUGUGCAACAGAGUAUACAGAAAGCGAAUUCGAGAAUUAA
Naegleria gruberi is the source of this 1311-nucleotide messenger RNA. RefSeq lists its product as uncharacterized. The record is from RefSeq and is a predicted model, not a curated record. Lineage: Eukaryota; Heterolobosea; Eutetramitea; Acrasida; Naegleriidae. Bases 1 to 1311 code for a protein of 436 amino acids. The transcript has a single exon.